AUGAGCUCCAAGCUCUAUUCAAGACCUGGUGUAUUUGUCUGGAGUCCACCAACAAUUGAAAAUAAGGGUGUAAUUGUUGCUGAUUUCGCUCAAUAUUUUGAUCCGAAUGCCACAUUUAAUGAGUUGGCCUGGUCAGUGUUAUGCUCUGAACAACAUUCAUUGGGUGUAAUAGGAGGAGGAACAGAGGAUGGAACAGUUGUGUUUUUUGAUGCUGCCAAAUUCGUAAAUGAUAGCAAGUUCGAAGUGCUCUCAGCGCGCCGAGAUCAUCACGGACAUGUUCUAACCAUUGAUGUUUCUCGAGAUGGAAGAUGGAUGGCCAGUGGCGGUGGUUCCGGCCAAAUUUUACUUUGGGACACCACGAAUCUGUCAACUCCUUUUUCACCCGGAGUUCCAAAUUUUCAAGAUCCUUCAAAAAUUGUCCGAUGGAACAACAAGAAUCACGUGCUGUUUGCAUCGAUUUCUUCGCACCGCGCAAGUUGUUGGGAUUUGCGGCGAAACGGUGCCCCGGUUCUCGAAUUUGCUGAAAUCGGCGCCGGUUGCGAUUGGUCGUCAUUAUGCUGGUCGCCGAACGAUGCUUCCCAGCUCAUUAUCGGCAGUCAAUCCCAAUCCGCAUCAGUCAUUCAGAAAUGGGAUAUGAGGUAUACGACGACACCGAUCAAGGAAUAUAGACAUCACAAUAUGGGAAUCACUAGCAUUGAUUGGAAUAAACGAGACGAUCGGUUAUUAGUUUCUUCUGGUUCUGAUGGUCAAGUAGCUAUUUGGAACCAUGAAACUGGUGAAAUUUUGGGAGGUGCUGGAAGUCUUCAAGGUGAUUGGAUCAAGAAUGUAAAAUGGAAUGAAGCCGAACCUUCCCAAUUUGCGAUUCAAUAUUAUCAUCAUCCUCUUCAAAUUUCAUCGAUAACCUCACUCGGAACCCCACAACCUGGCGCCGAAGUUUUGGCGAGCCGAAUUACAGAGAACUUCAUUCCCCAAUGGUUGUCCGCUCCAGUAGUUGGUGCAUCAUUAUCAAUUGGAGGAAAACUUGCAACCCACUGGAAGUCAUUUGAUUCAAAAUUGCAAAGAUGGGUUUAUAAUGUUGAAAUUGAAAACAUUCCCCCAGAUGAAGAGCUUCUCAAAGAAGCACAAGAUUUAGUAGCUGCGAAAUCAACCAAGUCCAAUUUAGGAUGGUUCCUCGAUGAAAAAACGAAGAUGCUCGCUGAUCUUGAGUUGGUCAAUGAAGAAAUAGUUGAAACUAAUGGCACAAUGACGACGAACAAUACAUCAAAAUCAUAUAGUCAUACGAAUGGUACUACUGAAACAAUUACCUCAACUACGAGAAGCAGCUCUUCGUGCUCAACUGAAACUGCUGGGCCGGAAAUUUCAUUUGUUGAAAAGGCAGCGAAUAUUGAUUGGAGGCAAUUAGUUGAACCACAAGUCGAUCCAUUGAGCUCGCUUGUUACCGUAUUAUCGUCAUCGACAUCGGAAAAAACAUCUACUGCAACGAGUCACGAAAACAAGGAGAAUACGCUAAAAUUACUUAAUUCGUUCCCAUCGGAACAGUGGAAAAUUUUGUUGGGAGUUUUGAUUUCUCAAGAGAAUUCUCCACACGAACUUGCUGAAGCGGCUCAAACGAUUGGUAUCGAAUGGCUGAAUGGCAAAAAUCCCCUCAGAGCUUGUAUUGCCUUCAUUCUUGCUGGAGAUGUUGAAAACUUGAUGCGAGCUAAUACUCAUUUUACAUUAUGCGAACGAAUUAUUCAAGGAAUCGCUAUUCACAAACACGGAAAUUCAGUGUUUUCUAGUUUCGGUCCAAAUUUUGAGAAGGCUAUUCUUUCCUAUGGAGAAAAAUUGAUGAAAAACGGAUUAGCGGAGCUGGCGUGGAAAAUGGUUUCCGAUAUGAAUGAAACAACAGAUGAGCAACUCAUUGAGCUUCGGCACACUCUUUAUGUUGCUUGUGGAGGACGAGACUGCACUGGAGAUCCGGAACCGAAGAAUCCUUGGGUUUCAGAACCACCACCGACUCCAAAGUUGCAACCAACUUUUCAACCACAAAACAUGGGCCCGUACAAUUCACGGUUCUCAUCACAAGUCCCACCACCAGCGCCACCAACGGCGUACGCCGAUCGUCGCAGCUCGAACGUAGUACCCAUGCCUCCUUCGUCAAUGUUCUACCAAAAUCAAUCAUGGAAUCAAACACCGCCUCCAUUGACCACCAACGCUCCGAUUCAAAAGCCGCCGGCAACAAUACAAUCGGGAUGGAAUGAUCCACCUCCAUUAGCACCGAAACAAGUUAAAAAAGCAAAUGUGAUGCAAGUGAAUUGGAAACCAUUGGAUGCGCCUAACGUUCCUGGCGGAAUGCAUCCUCUUGUUCAACCUGUUCCACUUCGUCCGUUAGCUCCCCUUCAAAACCAAAUGCAGAAUAUGUCGCUGAAUUCGGGACCACCAUCAACUGUCACAUCUUCGUCAUAUUCUCCAGUCACCAAUGCUCCACAACCUGUUGCACCAAUUCAGUUAUCAGCUGAAGACGAAAAAAUAUUAGGACCAAUUGAAACGAUGGCUCAAUGGAUUAUUGACAAUGCUCGAGCACCGGGAAAAGCGGAAAAAGCGAGCACUUUGAAAAGUCGAAUCAGAGCUGAGUUAGGAUUAAGAUUGGCUCAAAACAGAUUAACAGCCGAAUCGAAGACAUUGUUGAAUCAUAUCGCGUUUAUCGCAUCAAAUGGGCAAUUGAGGGAAGCGCAAGCAUCGAUUGGACAAUUAGCUCGAAAUUCAAGUGAUUUCGUUGAAGUCUCUUCAUUUUUACCAGCUCUGAAAUCGCUUUUCGCCCUGGCUUCUCAUUGA
This is a messenger RNA of Caenorhabditis bovis, 2814 nucleotides long. The record is from the annotation of a GenBank genome assembly. Lineage: Eukaryota; Metazoa; Nematoda; Chromadorea; Rhabditida; Rhabditidae.